This is a messenger RNA of Marchantia polymorpha subsp. ruderalis, 763 nucleotides long. NCBI's taxonomy places the organism in Eukaryota, Viridiplantae, Streptophyta, Marchantiopsida, Marchantiales, Marchantiaceae. The record is from the annotation of a GenBank genome assembly.
CAAAGCUCCGUUCAGCCUUGAGCUAUUUUCCUGUGCUUGUGGAUCACAGCUUUGUACUCAAUUCGUUGGCUUUCUCACCUGCUGCCAUGAGAAUCUUUGCACUGACAUGCUCUUAGUAUACAAGGAAAUCUUGAAGAUUGCACGUCACCGCCGUAUCCUGCUCGUGGUGAGCGAUGCAGGCAAUGCAGGGUGGUCGGACAUUGAGAAGGCUUGAGCAGUAAUGACAGCUUGAGGUAGCAGCAUCCGGAUAUUAGCAUGUUCACGUUACAGCACUCGAGCGAGCUUGCACAGCGUAAUCAAACAUGUCAGCUUCGGUCUUCAGUCUCGGUGGACCACAAUCAUACAUGGGCCCCAGUAUGUAAGAUUAUAUUCAAUCUGUCUGCCUCAAACCGACGACGACAUGUGCAGUCUCUGUGCAGGAUUGCACGCAUCUUUCGAGUCCACCCACGAAAGUAGUGGCGGGCCGCUUAGCCACAGGAGGUUUGAAAUGUGAAAUUGGUACAUUUGUGCAACGAGCAGAACCUCUUUUGGUCGGGAUGGGUUGGGCGACGGGCGAGGGCCGACGUCACUACCCAAAGUGCGUGUUUCAAGUGGCCAGAGUCGCAGCAAGAUGAUUCUUGAUACCUUACGUGCGCCCGGUCUGCCACACUUUGUUCCUGACGACGGUCACUGGCUUCAAGUUGAAAGUUGAGGCUGCUAAUACGCGCACCGAUGAAUAAAGCCUGGGUCCUUCACUGCGUCUGAAAAAGAGUUGCUCCUCACG